AUCUCUUGGUACAAACUAAGAGAGAAAAAGAAAAACCAACAGAAAAUUAAGAAAAAAACAAAAAAAAAUAAGGAAAGAAAAGCAAGUCUUCCAUACCCAACUACCCUUCUUCACUCUCUUCACUUUGACUGUAUAUUUUUCCUUUUAAAAAAAUAAAAUAAAAUAUUUACUGAAAAAUAAAAAAAUAAUUAUUUAUUAUAUUAUAUAGUAUUAUUCGUAUUCUAUGGGUAAUGAGGAGGAAGAAGCAAAGUCUUCUGAACAGCCCAAGGCUUCGGAGGAGACAGCCAUGGCCAACGUUUCGACUGCAGCUCCUGCACCUUCCUGGUUCACGCCCAAAAGGCUGCUUGUUAUAUUCUGUGUAAUCAACUUAAUAAAUUAUAUAGAUCGAGGAGCAAUAGCAAGUAAUGGUGUGAAUGGGAGUAGUGGAACUUGUACAAAAAGUGGUACAUGCACAUCUGGUAGCGGGAUACAGGGGGAAUUUAACUUGAACAAUUUUCAAGAUGGAGUUCUGUCAUCUGCUUUUAUGGUUGGACUUCUUGUGGCUUCUCCAAUAUUUGCUUCGUUAGCGAAAAGUGUAAAUCCGUUUAGGCUUAUUGGAGUUGGGUUGUCAGUUUGGACUAUUGCAGUAGUUGGUUGUGGCCUUUCAUUUGAUUUCUGGUCCAUUACAAUCUGUCGCAUGCUAGUUGGUGUUGGUGAGGCUUCAUUUAUAAGUCUUGCAGCUCCAUUCAUUGAUGAUAAUGCGCCAGUUGAACAGAAAACUGCAUGGCUUGCAAUAUUCUACAUGUGCAUACCGACAGGAUAUGCAAUUGGGUAUAUUUAUGGUGGAGUGAUUGGAAGUCAUAUGAAUUGGCGUUAUGCAUUCUGGGGAGAGGCCAUUGUCAUGUUUCCAUUUGCUGUUUUAGGUUUUAUUAUGAAGCCUUUGCAGCUGAAAGGUUUUGCGCCUGCUGACUCAAACAAGGCGCUGACAGCAGUAGACGCAGCGGUCUCUGAAGUUGAAGAUGUUUCAAAUGGUAAUAGAGAUGCAUUGCGUGGGGAGGAAGCAUUCAAAGAUAAAAUCACACAUAAACCUUCCAAGCUACCAAUUGCAACCAGAAUAAAGAAUCAAGUCUCAAGGUUUAUGAAGGAUAUGAAGGUGCUUUUGGUUGAAAAGGUUUACGUCAUUAAUGUUCUAGGUUACAUAGCAUACAACUUUGUCAUUGGUGCAUAUUCAUAUUGGGGGCCUAAAGCUGGUUACAACAUAUAUCAUAUGGAAGAUGCCGAUAUGAUAUUUGGAGGUAUUACUGUUGUGUGCGGAAUUUUAGGCACCCUAGCAGGAGGAUUUGUUCUGGAUUUCAUGAGUAACAGCAUCUCAAAUGCUUUUAAGCUUCUUUCAGCAACAACAUUUCUUGGGGCAGUAUUUUGCUUCAGUGCGUUCUGUUUCAAGAGCAUGUAUGCUUUCCUAGCUGUUUUUGCAAUUGGGGAACUACUUGUCUUUGCCACUCAGGGUCCUGUAAAUUUCAUUUGUCUCCAUUGUGUUAAACCUAGUUUGAGGCCACUAUCUAUGGCUAUUUCAACAGUUUCAAUUCACAUCUUCGGUGAUGUACCUUCCUCACCUCUUGUUGGUGUUCUCCAGGAUUCUAUCAACAACUGGAGGACAACGGCUUUGAUUCUAACAUCCAUUCUCUUUCCGGCAGCGGCAAUAUGGUUUAUAGGAAUAUUUCUCAAAAGCAAGGAUAGAUUUAAUGAAGAUAGCGAGCGUCAUGUUAGCACUACAACUGAAAGAUCAAACACAGCACCCUUGCUUGGAGGCAAACCAGUAGAAGCAGAAGCUUCUGCUGAACCAUGUUGAUCGAUGCCUCUCUUAUUUCCUUUUUGAUUUUGUUUUGUUUUGUUUUUUUGAUUUUUCUUUAGUUAUAUUGGGAAAAUGAGGCCUUUGUAUUAAGUUCAUCAUGUAAAUAAGUUCCUCUAAAGUUAUUUUAGUCCUUUUAUUUUCAAUGGCUCUUCUUUAUUCUUCUAUUUUGGUGGUAAAAGGUGAUAAGAAAUUAUGGAAGAUUUUGGUGGCGGAUGGAUGUUAAUUCAAUUAUCCAUUACCAUGACAUGUUGUUGGGAUCUUUUUCUUUUUUCUUUUUCUUUUUAUUUUCUUAAAUUUUAUGCGUGGUUGUUUUUCCACGUAAUAAUCCAGUGUAUAUAUAACUCAUAUAGUAGAAUAGUUUUUAUUUUAAGUUUCAAUUCUACGUAUUACUUGCUAAGAUAUUCCAACUCUAUAUAUUUACAUACAUUGAAUAUGUAGUGAAUUGCAAUGUUGAGUUGCAAAAAUUAGAAGUGUUAAUAUCACGAAUUUGCCUAUAAAAUAAAACUCUACAAGAAAAGCCUAGAGAACAAAGUUUCUUACACUAGUAAUUUUCGUAUGUUGAAUCUUCAAUUCUAAAAAUAGAAAAAAAAAAAUAAUAAUAAUAGUUUAAUAUAUUUUAUACAAAAUAUAGUUGCAGAAAAAAGAAAAUAAUAAAAGUCAGAGAAAGGAACUAUCUAUGUAUGAAAAUCUGUGAACAUGUGCCCGCCAAACAGUGGUUGCGGCGUUUCACGUGUUUGGAUGACUGCGGAAACGCGGUGACACGUUUUAGGCAAACGCUAGUUAAUCUUUUCACUCCUAAAAACAUGGCGGCCAAUGAUUGGUUAUACAAAGUUUGAAUCGUGAAUCCAGCCAAUAGUCUCGACAGUCUCAACCUGAUUCUCAAGCUUUCCGUAGUCCUGAAUGCAUCAGAUCCUUCCGCUCUCAACAACAUAGCAACACCCCCAGCUUUACAAUGAAAACAACGGAAGCAAAACCCACUGAUUCUUUUCUUUUUCUGGUUUUACUCCAUCCACUGUAUCUCAGUCUCUCUCUCUCUCUCUCUCACUCUCUCUCUCUCUAUAUAUAUAUACACAUAUAUAUGAACUAUCAGACUCUGCCUAUUUGUUUUCAAAGUCUAUCCCAUGGCACCUACAGCAGCAAUGCUCAUUCUGUCUCACAAGAACACAUCAAGUUCACCACCUCUUCCCUCUCCUCCAUCAUAUCCUGCAACUCUAUCUGUAGGUAAAAUCCCAGCAGCCAAAUGGGUUUCUGAUAAAAUUUCCACCUUCAAACCCAAGUCAAUUGUUAAACAGGAAAACACCAUGGUUGAUGAUGUUCAUGAAGCACUGGAAAAGAAGUUUGAAAAAGCUCUUCAACUCAGCUGCUGGUAGUCCGUUUCUAUGCAAGUUUUCUUCUACGUGUUUAUUUAUGUAUGUAGUUUAUGCUAAUCUUAUAGACGAGUUGUAUAUAGAUCAUGAUAACCAUGUGUUCAAUAUAAUUCUUAUCGAAGAAACAAAGAAUAAUGAAAGAAAAUUGUAGUGAAAAACAUAUGUAAAUGAAGUUUUCUAAAUUUGCUUUAUUGUUCUUGGUAA
Ziziphus jujuba (common jujube) is the source of this 3402-nucleotide messenger RNA. RefSeq names its product probable sphingolipid transporter spinster homolog 2. The record is from RefSeq and is a predicted model, not a curated record. Gene Ontology annotation, biological process: transmembrane transport. The coding region runs from base 224 to 1828 and encodes 534 amino acids. The transcript is spliced from 16 exons. Gene Ontology annotation, molecular function: transmembrane transporter activity. Gene Ontology annotation, cellular component: membrane. NCBI's taxonomy places the organism in Eukaryota, Viridiplantae, Streptophyta, Magnoliopsida, Rosales, Rhamnaceae.